UCACAGACCUCUCACCAAAGCCUAACAUCUAAAACCGAAGGCCUGAACGAAGCCACAUCCUAGGUGUGGGGCACAAACCGGUCUGACGCACUCUCAUGGGUCGUCACCACCAUCUUCCAGCGGUCUAUCUUAAGAGCAGGUAUAUACGCAUCGUCCUUGCUAGUCCUGCCGUGGACGCUGCCAUGGCGCCAAACAACGUCACCACCCUGCAGUCGUCAAUCCAGACAGUUCUGUCGUCGAGAUCCAGCCGCCUCAUGCCGCCAGUAGUCGUCAUCUUCAUGUUGUAGAUGACAUGCCACUCCACCUGAGAAAGUCCGCACCGCACCGCCACCGACCCUUGCCACCCGGAUCCCACCGCUAGAACAGCCUUCUUCCGAAUACGCAAGCCUCCCCAGACGACGCCAUCAUGAAGGGUACGACGAGCAAGGCAUCGCCGCCGCCCAAGCACGCGGGUUUUGGACUUUCGUCCGGGUGGGGGUGGGGUGGGGGUUCAGGAGUUGGAAUUAACCACAUGGCACCACACACCAGCCUCUCCUAGCCAAACGGUGCCCCAAUGAAGGUAACGACACCGAGCGCUGCCGCCGCCGUAUCCACAAGGGAUAACAGGAAUUAACCUUGGGUCGGAGAACACGGGGUGGGGAGAAGGGAUCUCGUCGGUGCCUCCAAGGAGGGGAGUAGCGCCCGCAGGCGGUCUCACCGACAUGGAUAGCCAAGCCACCAAAGGAUUUCUCCCGAACCCAACUCACACCACCGUGCCCAGCCAUCAUCAGGCCGGUGAUACAAGAUCACCGGCGCGAGAUCCGGCGGGAAGUGGACAAGACGAGAAACUUCAGAUCCGACGCUAGGAGAACUGCCAGAGCAGACCGCCGGCCAUGUACCGCGCCUGCCGUCGCCGCCGAGGACACCGACCCUCUCCCAUGAGCACCACCAGCCGCGAAGAUGGCGUCAGCUCUCUAAGCAGGGCCGCCGCUCUAGAGCCCCAUUCCCUUUGCCGAGACCGGAGCGAUGAAAUCCCCGUCACCACCUUCACCGGCGGCCGCACGGGCUUUCCCGGCAGCCUCCUCUGGUGGAGGUGAGGAAGAUGAGGGGCUAGAAGUGGCGGCGCAGGAUAACCCUAGUCACCUCCUGUGUCGCCUGGGAGGAUGACUUAACAACAAUAAAAUCUCUACUGUAAAAUGGAAAUAUUUUGCCUCAUCAAGGCAUGGUACUAUACUUUUGUUUGUUUCUUCGCCCCUCUUACAUUGUAUAAGAACGCCACUAAAAUCCAUUACAACCAUAUACACUAAGAACUCUCAUGUAGCUAAGAAUUUGUGAGGAAAUUGACUGGCAUAUUUGUCAAAAAACCUUAGAACCGUGCCUCUUCAACUAUAAUCUUGUCACUCAGUGGCGACGAUAUACACACACACUUAAUAUCAAUUCACAGAAAAUUUAAGCAUUUUCGGGCCACAAAGAGGUUUGUGCACUUGAACACCUCUACAUUAGUUAGCAUUACUAGAUGAAUUGCAAGCAUGCAACUGAAACAUGCCAGCGAUGUUAUGAGGAGUCAAGAGUGUAAGGUUGGACGGCUGUUAGCAGAACCAGAUAGCACAACGCUGGAACAUGCGGAUGAAGUCAAUGACUCCUUGCACCAGAAAGACGAAACCACACGUCAACACCCUCGUGCAGAUGAGUUUGCCACUAACAACUAAGACACGGCUGCAGCAUGCCAGCGGCAAAGCAUGAAGAGGGCUAGUCAUCACACACACGAUCAAGCUGUCUAGCUCAUCCAGCACAAAAAACUGGUCCUCGUGUGUGAGUUUGCCCCUGAUAAUUAAGACACUUUCGACAGGCCCAUAUACUCGUUCAUAAAUGUAUGAAACGAUAAGAAGACAGCAGAACGGCAUGAACUUGCCUUGAAGAUGGGGGACAAACUCUCAGGGCUUGAACUAACAAGGUUCCACUAAAUGAUAGCUUGAGCAUGCAACUAUGUGAAGAUCCCUUAUCAAACUAUACCAUUGUUAAUUAGUCCUUGCUGCCAAUUUGUGUAACAUGACAGAGUGAACAUGAGACGACUUUUGUGUUGGGAUCUCUAUGCUUCUGCCAGAUCUCUAGGAUGAUGUAAUGGCAUGAUUCUUCAUGUCUACUAAUCAGAUGCUGCAGCACAGCUGUACACAUAUCUUCUGUAUAAAUAGGCGUCAGCAGAAUGGUAGAUGCAUCAAACUAGAAGCUCUUCUUUCUUCCUCCUCUCUACGACCACAAUACAGAGCAAAUCUUCAAGCUCAGACAUGGCUUUCCACCAAAGAUCGACAAGUUUGCCUUCUAGGCCUCACGUCAGUGAGACCGAAGUCGAGCUAGAGCUUCAGAGCCUAGAAGCAAGCAUCUCUUCCUCCAAUUCCAUCAGCGCGAUGUGUGAUGGUCUCAGGACUCUUGCAAACAUCUACGAUGGUCUUGAAGAAAUCAUCUGCCUACCAAGCAACCAAGUUUGCUCCUCCCAGCAGAGGAGCAUAUUGGAUGGAGAAAUGGAAGGUUCUCUUGAGCUGCUAGAUCUCUGCAGCGCCAUGCAAGAGAUCUUCGUCGAGAUGAAGGCCAUCAUCCAAGAGCUGCAAGUGGCUCUAAGGAAAGGUGAUGAUGCAGCUACUCUAGCCAAGAUCCAAUCUUACAGCCGCUUGGUGAAGAAGUCCAAGAAUCUUUUCAAGAAGACCGCGAAGAAGGCUCCAGCAGAUUGUAGCAUGGUCAUGCUGUUGGCCAAGGCUAGAGAGAUCUCGGUGUCUCUCCUGGAGUCCACACUCCGUCUCUUGUCGAAGCAAAUCGAAAUGCCUAAACAGUCUCUUGUUUUCAAGGCAUUUCAGAAAAAGAAGGCAGCGAUUUGCAAGGAGGAGCAAUUGUCAGGGCUAGAGUGCAGUAUCGGCGAUCUCGAGAGCAGAGCAGGACAUCUGUUCAGGAAAUUAGUCCAGAGCAGAGUUUCUCUACUCAACAUCCUUAGCUCAUAGAUACUCCUGAGUCACUGUUGACGCCCUUCGAUUGGCAUCCGCCUUUUAAGGAAUAGCUGAUCAUCAUACAAUUUUCCCAUAUGUAUACACUAUACUGUAUAAAUGUACAUGAUAUAUACUACAGAAACAGAAACCAAAGUUUUGAUCAAUUUGGCCCUUUCA
This is a messenger RNA of Triticum urartu, 3131 nucleotides long. The record is from RefSeq and is a predicted model, not a curated record. NCBI's taxonomy places the organism in Eukaryota, Viridiplantae, Streptophyta, Magnoliopsida, Poales, Poaceae.